Molecule: messenger RNA, 1281 nt
Organism: Coccinella septempunctata (seven-spotted ladybird)
Lineage: Eukaryota; Metazoa; Arthropoda; Insecta; Coleoptera; Coccinellidae
Exons: 1
Coding region: 1-1281 (426 amino acids)
Source: RefSeq, a predicted model, not a curated record
AUGCAUGACAUCUUGAAUGACCCUGCAACAUAUAGAAGACUAAAUAACGAUCCUACUCUGAAAACACAAAGAUUAACUAACAACUUAAUAUCUCAGUUGCACAUACAAGGACACAUAAGUGAAUACAAGUCCAAAAAACUGAAAAGGUACAAUAGCAUUCCAGCUAAAAUCUACGCCCUGCCGAAGACACACAAAAAAGGUCCCUUAAGGUUCCGUCCGAUCGUGUCAGCAAUAGGAUCUCCAACAUAUAACAUCUCUAAAUAUAUACAUGACAUCCUUGUACAAGUAGGCAGCACAUUACCCUAUAAUCUGAAGAACAGCUGUGAUGUCAGAGAUCAAAUAACACGAGUCAACAUACCUGACAACUUUAUAUUGAUGUCUCUAGAUGUUGUGAGCCUCUUUCCAUCAAUUUGCAAAGAUCUAAUAAUUGAAAUAAUUAACAUAAAAUGGAGUACAAUAAAAGCGUAUACAACCAUUUCCUCAAAAAGUAUGUUCCGACAACUUAUAAAACAUAUUUUUGAGAAUAGCUUCUUUCAAUAUGAGGGUGAACACUUCCAGCAGCUGGAUGGAUGCAGUAUGGGAAGUCCAAGUAGUCCAAGCCUGGGUAAUCUCAUAAUGGACUACAUAGUGCACAAAGCCUUGGAAAACAAAGAGGACAUCAGAAUUGAAUGGAUCAGAUACUAUGUAGAUGACACAGUCCUUAUAGUUCACAAAGAUGACAUCCAAAAGACAAUGGACUUGUUCAACUCCAUUCAUGCCAAAAUUCAAUUCACAAUGGAGCUGGAAGAAAACAACAGUUUACCUUUUCUAGACCUGUUGCUGAUAAGAGAGGAUAAUAAAGUCGUUACUGACCUAUAUAUGAAACCUACCAGUUCCGGCAGAGUUCUGAAUUUCCAUUCCACUUGCCCGAUGUCUCACAAGGUCUCUAUCAUUACCAGCGCAAAAUACAGAAUCCUUAAACUCAGUGACAAAAAAUUCCACCAUAAUAAUUUUAAUAAAAUCAAGAAAUUACUGAAAAUGAAUAAUUACCCAGAACAGCUCAUUAACAAGAUCUUUUACUCCAGCAAUCAGAUAAAGUACAAAGAUGAUGAUGUCAAAUAUUAUAAAUUUCCUGCAGUGGGCACAGUUGACAAGAAAAUACAAACAGCUUUGAAGGGACAUAAAAUAAAACUAGGCUUAUAUAACCAGAAGAAUAACUACAAUCAAAUAUACACAAAGCUAAAAUCUAAAACAGAUAACAUGCAGGCACAAAUCAGAUGUAGUUUACAAAAUAUCCUGUAA